Messenger RNA from Caenorhabditis elegans, 3734 nucleotides. RefSeq names its product Diacylglycerol kinase (gene dgk-1). NCBI's taxonomy places the organism in Eukaryota, Metazoa, Nematoda, Chromadorea, Rhabditida, Rhabditidae. The transcript is spliced from 17 exons. Gene Ontology annotation, molecular function: kinase activity; transferase activity; ATP-dependent diacylglycerol kinase activity. Gene Ontology annotation, biological process: signal transduction; phospholipase C-activating G protein-coupled receptor signaling pathway. The record is from RefSeq and is marked reviewed. Gene Ontology annotation, cellular component: membrane; cytoplasm; synapse. Bases 144 to 3002 code for a protein of 952 amino acids.
AGAGUACUUUGAGUUGAGAACCUUUCACGGGCUCCUUAAUCCCGUUUUUGUUGGAUAGUGUUUUUCAAUUCCCCAGGCUCGAAUGUUAUGUACUCAUGCUAACUUGAAAUUCAUUUGACAGCGAAAAACAUCAAAAUUCUGCCAUGGCAGCUGAGGGGCACAAUGUUGAUGCAAAUCUGGUGGACAUGCGACCAAAUCAUGGUCAUUAUUUUGUGAAGAAGACGUUCGGAAAGCCAGCUUAUUGCCAUCACUGUUGUGACAAAAUAUGGGGCAUGUUGACGACCGGAUACAGCUGCGAAAUGUGCAACUUCGUUUGUCACGAAAAGUGCCUGCGAACCGUUGUUUCCUACUGCAGCAGUGUAGCGUUGCAACUGAUCAAAAACCCGGUGGCACAUACGUGGUCGGCUCCCUGUUUGAUUAAAAGGAAGUACUGCUGCGUUUGCCGAAAACGAACCGAUGAUGCGUUGUCCGUCGAGUGUGAAGUUUGCGAGUACUACGUUCAUGUUGACUGCUCGGAUCUUGCUGUGUCGGAUUGCAAGGAAGCGGCGACAUAUGUUGCGAAUAUGGAGAGUGCAAACACUGUCCAGUACCACCACAUGCGCGAAGGAAAUCUUCCAAAAGAAUCCAAGUGCAUUGUUUGCCGAAAAACGUGCUUCUCAACGGAAUGCCUUGCCGGAAUGCGAUGUGAAUGGUGUGGUCAGACGGCUCACGCGGUUUGCUAUCGACAAAUGGACAAGGAAUGUGACUUUGGAGUUUUACGGAAAAUCAUGCUACCACCAAUGUGCCUUACAAUACCUCGAACCGAGCUGCCGAUGGAGCAACUUCUGAAUAUCUCCUCUCAUGAUCAGCCACAGUCUCGUAAGGUAUCAUCGCCAUCAAAAAUUCAAGCGGAUGACGUCUCGACUUCUGGAGAAGACGUCAAAGAACGGGAAGAUUUUGAGAUUAUUCGAGUUUUUGACGGGAACAACUCAUAUCGAUCGCAGAUUUCGCGCAAUAUCGUAGUUGCCAAACACGUGUCGGUGCAACAAGUCCGCGACGCUGCUCUCCGCCGGUUUCACAUCAACGAUACACCCGAAAGAUAUUAUAUUACUCAAGUGGUCGGCGAGGUUGAGGAGGAAAUCCUCGAGGACCCGGUCCCAUUGCGCAAUGUAAAGCGUCCUGAGGGAAAACGUGCUCAAAUAUUUAUUAGAUAUUAUGAUGAUCCGGAUAAAGACGAGGUGAAAGUGUACGGAGGGUGGUUGCGUAAAGUUCCAGUCACGUUCUGCGCGAUCUCGGUCAGUAAGGACACAGUUGUGCAGGAUUUGGUCACUGAUGCUCUGUAUCACUUCGGGCUUGAUGGUUCGUGUUGGAAUCGGUACAAUCUCAUAGAAGUCUCCCUCGAUAGAGGAGUUGCUGAGAGAACAUGCAAUCCACAAGAGAAUGUUCUUCAGUUGGUCCGAAAUUUGAGAAAGGACUCCCUGCGGCGCUACCACGUUGUUCGGUUUUAUGUCCAAGAAAAAGAGGACCCUCAUGAUCAUGCGGUUUUUGUUGGAAACCUACCCGUGUCACUCGCACAGCGUCAAUAUGAACGAAUUCUUCUGAAACUUCUAGGUGCUAAAGAAAAACCAUUUACUGCAAUCGGGCCGAUCUACUUUGAAUACGGUAGUUUGAUUAUCACAUUCAACACACCCAAGGCCGCCACAGCAGCUGUUCAAAAGCUGCAAUCUGCAAUAUACGAGGAAAAGAAGCUGAUAGUUUUAUGUCUGCCAAAUGUUCAACCACAGAUGAUUCCAAAAGACGUUGAACCACUCCUUGUGCUAGUUAAUGUAAAGUCAGGAGGUUGCCAAGGAACCGAGUUAAUACAAUCUUUCCGCAAACUCCUCAACCCAUUUCAAGUUUUUGAUGUGUUGAAUGGAGGACCGUUGGUUGGAUUAUACGUGUUUCGCAACAUUCCAAAAUACAAAAUUCUUGCAUGUGGUGGAGAUGGAACAAUUGGAUGGGUACUGCAAUGUUUAGAUAUUGCUAAACAGGAUGCUGCUUGCUUUUCCCCGCCGUGUGGAAUCGUUCCACUUGGUACUGGAAACGAUUUGGCAAGAGUUCUCCGGUGGGGUGGUGGUUAUACCGGAGAAGAAAAUCCGAUGGAUAUUCUCAAGGAUGUGAUUGAAGCCGACACUGUGAAACUAGACAGAUGGGCUGUAGUGUUCCAUGAAGAAGAGAGAAAUCAGCCGACUUCGUCUGGAAAUCAAACGGAAAUGAACGAACAGACGAUGAAUAAUCCGGAGGAUCAAACUUCAAUGAUUAUCAUGAACAAUUAUUUUGGAAUUGGAAUUGAUGCAGAUGUUUGCUUGAAAUUUCAUAACAAGAGAGACGCGAAUCCGGAAAAAUUCCAAUCUCGACUAUUUAACAAAACACAAUAUGCAAAAAUUGGACUUCAGAAAAUGUUCUUCGAAAGGACAUGUAAAGAUUUAUGGAAACGUAUCGAAUUAGAGGUUGACGGUCGUAUAAUCGAAUUGCCAAACAUCGAAGGGAUUGUUGUACUGAACUUGCUCAGUUGGGGAAGUGGUGCAAAUCCGUGGGGUACAUCGAAGGAGGAGGGCAACUUUUCAAAGCCUACUCAUUAUGAUGGAUUGCUAGAGGUGGUCGGAAUAUCCGAUGUAUCACGCCUGGGACUCAUCCAAUCCAAGCUCGCCGCGGGAAUUAGGAUAGCUCAAGGUGGAAGUAUCCGAAUUACUACACAUGAAGAAUGGCCGGUUCAAGUUGACGGCGAACCUCAUAUCCAGCCACCGGGAACUAUCACAAUAUUGAAAUCAGCUUUGAAAGCACAAAUGUUGAAAAAAGCAAAAAAGUCGCGACGCGGAGGCGCCACAAAUGCCACAUCUCUAACUCAUCCGCAUCCGGAGACAUCCGAGUCAAUGUCAGGACCACUCGGAGUGCCAUCAACACUCGGCGACCCAAAUCAUGGCAAAACGACGCCCGACAAUACAGCUGCGGAUUCUGAUGAGGAAGGCGACGCUUUUCUCUGAAUGAAUACUCUUUCUUCUCUCUCUCUCUCUCUCUCUCUCUCUCUCUCUCUCUUUCAAUCUUUCAAUCAUUUUCAUCCUGUCCAUUGCGUUUUUUGCGGGCAAAUGUGGGCGAAACGGGUAAAAACGGGUAUCUAAUUAUACAUUUUAAAAGUUUCAACACUAUUUUUGUUGUGACCCUAAGUUUUCAAAGCCACGGAAGUUUUAUUAAUUUUUAAGCUAACACUUAUGAUUUCAAAAUUCUUGAAAAACUGUCAAUGAGUUAAUAAUUUUAGUUAGCGCAAUGAUAAAUUUGUCCAUGGCAAUUCUUAUUUUGGUCAGUGCCAUGAUAAAAAUGGUUAGUGCACUGAUAAAAUUAGUCAGUGCAAUUAUGAUAUUGGUCAGUGCAAUUAUGAAGUUGGUCAGUGCCCUUAUAAAUUUAAUCAGUUAAUUUAUCAUUAUGAUCAGAAUAUUUGAAUAUUUAUAAAUCAAAUAGUCCCAAUUUUUAUCCGUUUUGCUCCAUUCCAUUUGUUCUUAUAUUCAGAACCUCGUGAAACAAAUCGCAGAAAAACUUUUUUUUUCUUUAUUAUUUCAAGCAAAAUUAUUGCAAUCAUGAUCUCUUUCCACACAACUUUUUUAUAGUAUUUGUCUUGGCAUUGUCGUAAAUUUGAUGUUCUUCUUUUCUUUUGGUAUGUUAUUAUUUAAGUUCAGCUUUCAUCAUCAUGAAACAACUAGUAAAUUUUUUUAAAUUAAAAA